Cooperia oncophora is the source of this 669-nucleotide messenger RNA. Lineage: Eukaryota; Metazoa; Nematoda; Chromadorea; Rhabditida; Trichostrongylidae. The record is from the annotation of a GenBank genome assembly.
AUGCAACCUGAUAAAGUUUUGGAUAGCAUACAAUACAGGAACGGUACGCAACCACAAGUUAUUACGUGGGCAUGUCGUAAAGAUGUUGAAUUAUGUUGUGGUACUGACUGCUGUCCUGCGGAUGAUGAUGCAGGCCUGAGCAAUGUUGGAAUGUGCAUUGGCAUAAUCGCUGCCAUAGCUCUGGCUGUAUGCUGCUGUGGUGUUUUGUGGUAUAUGAUCUGCAAUGGCAAAGGCGGUUUUGACGGCCAGCAGCCCGGGCAUGUUGCCCGAUAUGAUUCCCCUUAUCAACAAGACGAUUACUUCUACCAGUACGGGCCUCCAGCGCUGUAUCACCCUGACGCAUAUGCCUAUCAGGGAUACCCACCACAAGUGUAUGGACCCGAAGGCUACUCACCUUAUGGUAAUCCUCCACAUUACUAUCCAUCUGAAGGCUACCCAUCUCCAGGUUAUCCUCCUGAGGGCUAUCCACCUGAGGGUUAUUACCCACCUGGAAAUUCUCCUCCUGAACAUCUUUUGCGAAAGCAUCAACAGCCCAGAAGCCAGAAAUCUGAUCAAAUUAUGGAGCAGCAGAAAGGAGAGGCCUCAAAAGGUUUAGAAUCGAAAAAGGAGCAGAAAUCAAAGGAAAGUGUGCCAUCUUCAAAACGAAUGGAGCCAAAAUCAAAAGAAUAA